AUGUCUGUUAUUAUGGGAACCUCUGGUUGUGACAAACUCGCCUUUGUUUGGAACUUUUAUGCAGAAAGUAUGGCCUAUACUUUGUUGCUGAACCAUAGUGUUUUGGCUCUGAGGACUUGGAAAAAUGCAGCAAUUUGGACGAGGACAGGUAUCGCUGAAAAGACAGCAGAAGAACUUGCAGAGCAGGCAAUAUGGAGUUGCAUCACUGCGCGGCUGGUCUUGCUUCAUUAUCUCCUUAAUGAAGCUAAACAAUAUAACACAGUGAUGGCACCCAAGAAGAUCCUCAAGGAUCAUGGUUUUAAUAUGAUGGAAGACAUUAAGGCCCAAAUUAGGAACGAAUACCUUCCAAUCAUCUAUGACGAGGCCCAAAUUCACACCACUUUCUUAGCAAACACGUUCCUGUUUCAUAAUAUAAAGAUCAUGCCAUUUUUCUCCAUGGUUGUUUCUUUACGCAUGCAGUUCGCAAAUGUGAUUGUUCACGUAUCUGGAUCUGGCCUAUCACUAUUGCGGGCAAGAGCCAACAGUAUCAUCGAAGGGAAAGGGUGA
This is a messenger RNA of Ambispora gerdemannii, 546 nucleotides long. The record is from the annotation of a GenBank genome assembly. Lineage: Eukaryota; Fungi; Glomeromycota; Glomeromycetes; Archaeosporales; Ambisporaceae.